Messenger RNA from Cantharellus anzutake, 1131 nucleotides. RefSeq lists its product as uncharacterized. The record is from RefSeq and is a predicted model, not a curated record. The transcript has 9 exons. The coding region runs from base 1 to 1131 and encodes 376 amino acids. Gene Ontology annotation, cellular component: transcription export complex 2. NCBI's taxonomy places the organism in Eukaryota, Fungi, Basidiomycota, Agaricomycetes, Cantharellales, Hydnaceae. Gene Ontology annotation, biological process: transcription elongation by RNA polymerase II; post-transcriptional tethering of RNA polymerase II gene DNA at nuclear periphery; poly(A)+ mRNA export from nucleus. Gene Ontology annotation, molecular function: double-stranded DNA binding; RNA binding.
AUGGGAGGGGGAAGAUGCCACAGAAAGGCCCGCUGGGAGCAAAGAAUUGAAAAACUACUACAAUCUAUUGAGCGUCUACAGGUGAGUCGGAGAAAUUGUGUCUUCCUUCUUCCACCCAACUGUAGAAUUAGCACUGCAGGCAGAAUCUUUCAACAGAAACUCUCGGGGUGGUUUGUGUCUUCGAUCCGCAAACUAACUGACCAGCUUGUUCGCCAGGCUAAUGUCGUAAGCCGUUGUAUUGGAAGGGUAAAUCGAAACAAAUGUGCCGAAGCUGCCACCCGUGUGAUGAUUCCCGUAUUCGGCCUUGCGGCUGCAGAUAGAGGGACUGAUACCCCAGAUAAACGGGACAUCACAUUCUUCCUGGCGAAUAUUUUGUUCAAGCUUUAUUAUGAACUGGAUAACGUUAGGCUUUGUGAUACCAUUUUAAAAAAUCUGGAGAAGCAGUUGCAGCGGAUCGAAGCGUUCCCGAUGGCUGACCAGACAAUGUUCCACUUUUGGCAUGGGAGGAUAUAUUUAACUCAACAGAGAGUACGACAGGCGUACGAGGAACUCUCUAAAGCGUUUACCAUGUGCACUAAUAACUCCUUCAAGAACAAACAAAUAAUUUUCACCUACCUUGUCGCCACUGCAAUUCCUAUCGGAAUAUUUCCUUCAACUUCAUUGCUGGAGCACUUUGGAUUGACAUCACGAUAUGGGCCAUUGAUAGACUCCAUCAAAAGGGGCACAUUCACACAUUCCAUCUUGCGCUCGGGGAAAUGGUUUGCCAGACGUGGUGUCUGGAUGCUGCUCCGUGAGAAGGGAGAAGUUCUUGUUUGGCGCAGCCUGAUUCGUCGACGAGAACAAAACCCAUCCGCGUUUGUUGCUGGCAGCAAGGGGCCACCGCCAACCCUUCAACUUCUUGCCAUCCAAUCGGCUCUUCAAUUUUCAUCGCACGACGUGUCAUAUACAUUGAACGAUGCAGAGAGUUUAUGCUGCAGCCUUCUAGACCAGGGCUAUGUGAAAGGAUAUAUAUUGCAUUCGCGACAACUUCUGGCCCUUCAGAAGGCCGAGAAUCUAGGGUUCCCCCCUCCUUGCACGAUCGUUGUGGAUUCAGGGCUACUUGAUGGAGCUGUAGAUUACACCAAUGACUGA